AUGUUGCAAAAUUCCAGCAGCUCUAGCGGAGCCACAGCAGCCUCGACUGGCCAACAACAACAGCAGCCGCAGCAGUCGCAAGAGUCACAGUCUCAACAAAUGCCACAACCCAAACUUGUUGUUAUACGACGACGACCCAAUCAAGGUUUCGGUUUUACUCUACGUCAUUUUAUUGCUUAUCCACCGGAAGAUGAUCCCUCUUGGCCACAGGAAGCAUCCGAACCAUACCAAGUGAAAGCUAUGGAAACGAUUUUCAUAAAAGAGGUACAUCCGAAUGGACCCGCUUACUAUGCCAAUCUGCAGACAGGCGAUCGCGUUCUAAUGGUGAACAACACACCAAUUGCUGGCAUCGCCUACAGUACCAUUGUGUCGAUGAUCAAGCAAACGCCUUCGGAAUUGAAAUUGUUGGUGGUGCCCAAGGAGUGUGAUGUCUUGCAAAUGCACUAUACCAGUAUUGCCCAUACGCCACAAUCAAAUGUUAUGGGUGGCGGUUCUUCAUCGUGUACCAGUGGUUCCACAAAAUCCAUACCUUCACCUAUUGUCGCGGCCACGGGCAGCAAUGGCAAUUCAACGGCAAAUUCACACUCAUCUGUCGUAGGUGGAAGUGGAGUUGGAUCAGGUAUUGGUGGUGCAGGUACAGGCAGUGCCCUCUUACCAAUGUCCGUGGCAAUGGCUGGUCGGCCACCUUUCCCAUUACACCAACAGCCACAUCAAUUGAUCUCAUUUCCUGCAAGCAGCAGUCAACACCAUCACCACCAACAUCUGCAGCAAUCGACUGUUGCGAGUCGUUCCGGUAGUAUUAGUAGUACCAACAGUUUAAGACCACUUACACAAGCGGAUUAUAUGGAAUUAAGUACAUUGUCGUCAUCGACAUCAUCUUCAGCGGCGGCGGCGACAUAUCAUCAUCAAAUCCAACACCACCAACUUCAUUCGGCUAGCAAUAUGCUACAGCAUAGUGAUAGUGGCAGUUAUUUGCGUUCACCACCAGCAAAUCUAACAGUAUUAACCCGCCAACAACAAUUGCAACAACAGCAAAAUGCUGCCGCAUUUUAUGCUUCCAAUGCUGCUGUUGAUACCAGCGAUUUAAUGAUACGCUUGCGUGAAUCGAUAAAACAAAAGGAAGAAUUUCUCAAAUCACCGCUACCUAAUGUCCAUCAACAACAACAACAGCAGCAACAACAACAACAUUUCUUUCCUCAUACACCACCCUCAGGCAGUCCACAAUUGUCGAUGGUCUCAACAUCAUCGACAUCUGUGGGGGGAUCCGGUUCAUCAUCAUCAGCCGUUGUUGGCGGUUUAAGUUUUCACAAUAACAACAACAGUAGCAGCAGCAAUGCAACGGCACGAGGACAAGUGCGUACCUUAGUUAAACAACCACUGUCGGCCACUUCAUCGACGUCCAGUACGAGAGAAUUACUAACAGCAAACUGUGAUAUGCAUUACGCACCGAAUUUAGGUGGCUCCAGUACAACUGGAGAGACUUGCCGCCACCACCACCAACAGUAG
Musca vetustissima is the source of this 1506-nucleotide messenger RNA. RefSeq lists its product as uncharacterized. Lineage: Eukaryota; Metazoa; Arthropoda; Insecta; Diptera; Muscidae. The record is from RefSeq and is a predicted model, not a curated record. The transcript is spliced from 5 exons. Bases 1 to 1506 code for a protein of 501 amino acids. Gene Ontology annotation, molecular function: protein binding.